Molecule: messenger RNA, 312 nt
Organism: Loa loa (African eye worm)
Lineage: Eukaryota; Metazoa; Nematoda; Chromadorea; Rhabditida; Onchocercidae
Exons: 2
Coding region: 1-312 (103 amino acids)
Source: RefSeq, a predicted model, not a curated record
AUGUCAUCCUCUCUUAUACCACCAGUGAUUAUUCGUAAUCAUUCAUCAGUUUUCCUUGAUAUCCAAUUAAUAGUAAUAACAUCCGAUUGUAGUAGUGUACCAUCAUCGUCUGCUUAUUUCGUGAUACUGAAAAAAUUUCCCACCAAAGGAAAGCUCGUUUUUGGAUUUUUACCUCACGGAACUAGGUACCUUGGUACCUUGCGGCACCCGUUACUGCUACUAGAUGGCAUACCUGUAAUGAAUGAAUUACGAGAUUCUGCAAUAAAAAUUUUUGAGAUGAAAUUGAGCUUAAAUUUAUAUGUAUCUUCAUGA